CACGGCAAAACGCUGCAUUGCCUGACCCCGGGCCCGAGGUUCCCCGUACAUUUUAAUGAUAAGACGUGACGUGACUAUAGCUAAGUGAGAUUCGGGUUUUGAUUAAAAAGAACUGACAUUUUAUUUGUAAAAAGAUAUGGAGUGGCUGCUGUUUUUGCAUGACAUAUUGGCAGUUGUAUUUUGAGUCGUGACUCAAAAAUGUUGGACCAAGUCUUGGAUUUUAAUAUUUGGAAUAAAGUCGACUCGAAAGUGUGACGUUAACAAGAAGGUUCAGCUUCCAAUUUUCAAGAAUGACUUGACGUUGUUUGUCCCUAUGUCAUGACUUUGACUGUAGGCAAACCAGGAAAAUGUAAAAUCAUGAUGCAUGAUGGAAAAUACAGGUUACUUUGUGUCUGGAGUAAUUAGAGAUUUCAUGCACUGUGCAUCAUGUAUACAUGUACAUUAAGCGGAACAAUGAGUGACUUAUUAUAAAAACGAAGUGGCCAUAAUUGACACUCUUUUAAGAUGAAUCCUCAAAAAGGCCCGGGCCAGGGCGGCGACGCAAAGGCCCGGGCCUCCAAAGCCAAAGUCAUAACAUUUUACAAGAACGACACCAACUUCAGCGGGUUGCGCCUGGCAGUGACUAAGCGGCGCUACCCGAGCUUUGACGCUCUCCUGCAGGAGCUGACCUCCAAGGUGUCGCUUCCGUUCGCCGCAAGGAACGUCUUCACCCCCGGUGGAGUCCAUGACGUCAAGGAAAUCACCGACCUGGAGGACGGGCGCUCCUACGUCGUCUCCGACAAGAAGAAGAAGCCGCUGAACAUUGACAAGGUGUCGAAGCCCCGGGUCUGGAGGAACACUAAGCAACUCAAGCUGGCGGCGGCACAGCCCCUGAACUACGGGAAUGGUUCUAUCAAGUCCUAUGGAUCGUCUUCAGUGUCGCCCCCUCACACGAAUGGAUACGCCAAUGGAGCGGCAGGGGGUGAGCCUCUAGGAAACAUUCAACAGAGAGUACCUAACACACCCAAAAAGAUCAUUGUAAUGAUAAAUGGAGAUCCGCAAACCAAGCACAUGAUGCUGUUGAACAGACGUACUGCUCAGAGUUUUGAGGACGUUCUAGCCGACAUCAGUGAGACAUUUAAAGUGCCUAUCAAGAGACUGUGUACAGCAGAUGGCAAGAAGGUGGCAAGUCUAUCAGCGGUGUUCCAAGGUCCGGACCUGUUUGUGGCCCUUCCGGCCACGGGAUCCUUCAAACCUGCUCCUUAUUCGGACAGCUCUCCCUUCAAAGCUGCUCCAUCAACCAGGCAAACCCUGAGACGAAAAUCAGAAGAUAUCGGUGGACAACCUCCACAGAAGAUUGUCAAGAAAAGCCGGGGAAAAUGGCGUGCCUGGAUAGCGACAGAUGAAAACCCUGCGGCGGGAACGGAUGCUACAGUGUCCAUCACUGUGUAUGGUGAGAAAGGCAAGUCUGAGGAUAUCGUUCUAGGAUCAGGAGAAGGCAGGUUUGAAGCUGGCAAUGAAGAUGAAUUCAAUGUGCAAGUUGGCAACAUUGGUGAGAUAUACAAGAUAAGGAUCAGUCAUGAUAACCAAACAGAGUUUGCAGGCUGGCUGUGUGAAGAGGUUCGAAUGCAGGAUACCCAUACAGGGGAAGAGAUUGUGUUUCCAUGCCAACGCUGGAUGUCACGUGAUGAGGAUGAUGGUGAGAUCUGUCGAGAGCUGCCUGUCAUGAGAGAUGGAGAGCCUAUCUACCCAGUGGUGCUGUAUCAAGUAACCAUGACGACGGGCAACUACUGGAAUGCAUCCCCGGAGGCUGAUGUUUAUAUCACUCUGUACGGGGAGAGAGGAGAUACAGGGCCUAGGUUACUGCACCGAUCAAAACGGAAACAGAAGUUUGAAAAGGGAAAGACCGAUGUUUUCAGUUUGGAAGCUGUUUCCUUGGGAACAGUAAACAAGAUUGUGAUUGGCCACGACUCUGCAGAACAAGGCAAAGGGUGGUUUCUGGACAAAGUGGUUGUCAAGGAAACGGAUGGAGGUGGGCCAGAAGCGGUGUUUCCAUGCUACAGGUGGUUAGAUGCUGGGGAGGAUGAUGGGAACACCGUUAGAGAACUCUUCGCUAACAACAAACCAGUCAGCUUUGAAAAAGAAAUGUGGGACCAGGAGAAGUGGAAAUAUGAGACAGGAUGUCAGGUGACCUUGGUGUCAAAGGUCAGUGGACGAGCGCUCCAGGUACUCACAGACAACUCCGUGGAUGCGUGUGGCGAUCCUGAAUCAGCCAACAAAAAUGCGAUAUACCUGGUUGAGAAACUACGAGGCAACAUUCGCAUCUUCCGGACCCAAGGCAAACCAGAGCUGUAUCUUUCUCUUGAGAACAACAAGGUCAGUGGAGCCAAGAAAGCCGGCUUGCAAUGUGAGUUCAAACUGAAGGUCCAGCCUGACCGCUCUGUUGCCAUCGAGUCGGUCAAGUCACCCAAUCAGAUGUUGACCUUUGUUCAGAGUGGACGACCUCAUGACCCCCGAGGUGCUGGCCUGGGACCGCAGAAGCUCUUCUACUGCUACGUCAAGGGUACAUUCAGUGACAACGGCUUGGUAGUCUUCUACACCUCACGCACGCAGACCCUGAGCAUAGACGGUGAGGACGCCGUCAUAGCAACCGGGCAGAAGACAGAGAGCGCGUACUGGCGGGUCAGGAGGGUGCCCGGCCAGAAGACGAGGAUGUUUGAGAGCCAGACCAAACCUGAUCAGUACCUGAGGAUUAAAGAUGGCAAAUGUAACGUGACGGGGAUCGGAGACGAGUCUUGCCAUUUUCUGAUUAACAAAUUCAAAGACAAGGGGUAUAUCACCCUGCAAUCCAACACAUUACGGAACCUGAGCGUAGGAUUUCUCCCUGAUGGCUCGGUCAAACCAACCAUCGACAGCGGCGAGACCAAUGUCAGGCUCUAUCCGGAGGUCAUCGAGUUUGGAAUCAAGAAGAAAUUGACCACGCCUACACCACCAACCACACCCAAACCUACCAAGAUGACUAAAAAACUCAAGAAGAGGAAGAGUGAAGAGAAAAUUGAUAUUGUUUCUGCUGCCAAGGCGGCGAAGAAAGAGGAGAAGAAGCCUGUCAAAACCAAGGGAUCCAAACUAAAGCAGGUCAAAGAGGCUGCACCACUACCAGCAGCAGCUCUUAUUGAAGAAAAAGAGAAAACACAAUAUGAAGAUGGAGAAUGGAAGUGCCUUGUUAAAACUGGUUCCCUUUCAACCAAAGCUAACGUAGUCCUGGUGGUUUAUGGUCAAAAGAAGGUGUCAGAACCCUUCACUCUAGGCAAAGGAAGUCCCAAGCUGUUCAGCCCAGGCAGUGAAGACAAGUUUAAGGUCAACUUGCUUGGUCUUGGUAACAUGUACAAGAUACGGAUUGGACUGGACUCCUACAAGGCCUCCUGGAGAUUAGACACGGUGAGUCUGAUCGAGCCUUCCCACGGUGACAAACACGUUUGUAAGUUCAAGAAUCGUUGGCUCUCACUCAAGGAGGAUGAUGGUGAUCUCUGGAGAGAGCAUGCCAUUGCUUUACCUGGGAAGAAGCCUCUACCUAUGAUGCACUACUUUAUCACGGUUGCCACGGGAACGGAGCCCAACUCGGCGACGGAGGCCAACGUCUACAUCAACAUCUUUGGUGAGAAGGGAGACACCGGCAAGAGGCUGCUCCACAGAUCUCAGAAUGAAGACGUCUUCCUACAAGGACAGGUUGACUGCUUUGAGUUAGAGGCAGUAUCGAUCAAGAAGCCUACCAAGGUCGUGAUAGGUCACGACGGUGAGAGCCCCGGAGAAGGAUUGUAUCUUCAGCAGGUCACCAUCAAAGACAAGAAGGAUUCCAAGACAGAAUACAUCUUUAAGUGUGACAGAUGGCUUGAUGCAGGACAAGAUGACAACAAGAUAGAGAGAGAACUGGAACUCACUGAGAUGAGGACAAUUAAACCUCAUGAUUGGGAGGUGUUCAUCGCGACAGGCUCCAUGGCCGAGGCUGCUCUUCCUUCACCCGCAACACUGGUAGUCUACGGAGACAAGGACAAGACCGAGUUAGUCCUUGAACCGCUUCAUGGUGAAGGUUUCCUACCGGGCAGUGCAGAGAGCUUUAGGGUCAACUUUGGCGAUAUCGGUCGGCUGGUUAAGGUCCGACUCGGCCAUGAAGAUGAGGAGUCCAGCUGGUAUGUCAAGACGAUGAGGAUGGUUGACCUUAACACCAACGAGGAGCAAGCCUAUGAGGUCGAUCGCUGGAUGUCCAGGAGUAACGAUGACCGGGACGUCUGGAGGGAACUUGCUGCUGUCUGGCCUGGACAACGAACUGCACCAGUUGCAAGAUACUAUGUUCAAGUCUUCACCUCGUCUGAACCUGAUGCUUCAACCAACGCCAACAUCUACGUCAACCUGAUCGGGAAGAACCACGACUCUGGCAAACGCCGUCUGGUCCGUCCCAAGACCACCAACGAGACGCCCUUCCAGGCCGGUCAGAAGGACGGCUACGAGGUCGAGGCCGUCUUCCUGGGCAAGGUGCUGAAGGUCAUCGUAGGGCAUGAUGGGGAGGAGGAAGGUCAGGGCUGGUGCCUGGAGAAGGUCAUCGUCAAGGAGUCCAGGACCGCCAAGAAUGAGGCCAUCUUUCCAUGUGAAAAAUGGCUUGACACUGGGAAGGAUGAUGGUAAAAUAGAAAGAACUUUAGUGCUUGGCAAGCCAUCAGCAGCCCCAAAUACCGUCACGUCAGCCAAGGCGUCUGCUACCACUGAUAUCAUCACCUUAAAAUGGAAAGCGCCCUCUACGCCGGUGACCUCUUACAUUGUGACCUGUGACCCACCUGACCCCAAGGAAUCUGAGGUCACCCUGAAUGACCCCAAGGCAACAGAGGUCGUGUUUGGUGACCUGACCCCAGGCAAGGAGUACACGUUUGGAAUCACGGCGGUCAAUAAGAAGAAGGAAGGGGAGAAGGUUACAGUUAAAGCAACGACAAAACCUAACAAGGUCUUGGAUGCAUCCCUUGAAAGUGCAAUGACCUCAAUCAAGGUCACAUGGAAGUCACCCGAAGGUCAAAGGACGGGUUACCACGUCAAGAUAUCUCCCUCGGAUGCCAAGAAGUCCUCGCUGAAAAUCAAAGAUGUUGCCACGACGACGGCCGAGUUUGAAGGUCUGACGCCUAAUAAGGAAUACAAGGUGCAGGUCGUCACGGUCAGUGGAGAGACAGAGAGUGAGAAGGUCACUCUGGAAGGGAGGACAAAAAUGCCAGAGUUGAGGAUUCUCCCCGUGAUUGGCCACUCAACAUCAUCAGGAACGGAUCAUCUCGAGAUCUCCUGGAAGAAACCUGAUGGGGAUGUGACAGGCUACAGGGCUGUACUUCAACCUGCAGAAGGUGACAAUCCCGAGAUGAAGUUAGACGGAGAUGAUAAGACAACUGUCAAGUUCACUGGAUUAUCACCAGGCAGAGAGUACAAUGUAGAGGUCUACACUACGCAUGAAGAUAAGGAGAGCGAUAAGGUUUCCAUCGUAGGAAGAACAGAAUCUGAAAGCAACCAGGUCAAAGAUCCCAAGGCCGAAUCAACCCUUGACACCAUCCAGCUGACCUGGGUCAAACCUGAGGGAGAGGUCACAGGUUACAGGGUCGUGUGCCAGCCCAAGGGAGGUGAAAGGUCAGAGGUCAAACUGGAUGGAGGAGAUCAUGAGACGUCUCAUGAGCUGUCCGGUCUAGUGGCGGGGAGAGAACAUGAGAUGGAGAUCUAUACUGUGAAUGGAGAGAAGGAGUCAGAGAAAGUCACCAUCAAGAAAUUCACAAGGCCACACUUCGCCGUGGAACCAAAGAUUGAAGAGACUGCCUCCAACAAGCUCAAAGUUUGCUGGUCCCCACCCUCUGAAGGCGAACACACUGGUUACAGGGUAGAGUGGAAAUCUAAAGAUGGAAGCAGCGAAGAGAAGGAGAAGAAGGAUGAAGAGAAAGAAGAAGAAGAGAUCGAUAUUGAUUUGGAAGAUCCCGAAACUGAAAAAGCUGCUCUGAAAAUACAGCAGCAGUUUAAGAAGUUUAAGAUGAAGAAAGGACCAGCGAAGCCAGAUCCUAAGAAGAAGAAGGAUGAUAAGAAGAAAGAGAAGGAGGAUGACAAGAAGAAAGAGAAGGAGGAUGAUAAGAAGGAGAAUAAGGAAGACGAGGGAUCGAAGGAGGUUGGAGCUGAUGAAACAAGUCUUGAAGUGACUGGUCUCAAGCCUAGUCAUCCUUAUGACAUCACCAUUUGUGCUUUAGCUGGACCAGAGUGUAGUGAACCUGCUAAAACAGAAGCAACAACAACUCCCAAAAAUCAGAUGGACGAGGAUGAAGCCGCAAGAACAAUCCAGAAGAAAUAUAAGAACUUUAAAUCAAAGAAGAAAAAGAAAACGCCAGGACCCCAUCCUGUGGUGGAAGCCAAGCUAGAGUGUGAAGCAACAACCAUUGCAGUUAGCUGGAAGAAACCUGAGGAAGGAACGAUGACGGGAUACAAGGUGACAUGUCUCACAAAGGAAGAGGUGGAAAAGGAGAAGGAGAAUAAGGAGAAAGAAGGAACUGACCAAUCAGAGAAAGAGAAAGGAAACAAGGAUGACCCAGCGGCCAACCAACCACUAGGGGUUACGAAGCAGGUCAGAGCUGAUGUCUUCACGGCAAAGUUCUUUGACCUUGAUCCAGAGAUGGAGCAUGUUGUUAGGAUCUGGACUUUAUCGGAUGGUGUGGAGAGUGAGGUGGUGGAGCUAACAGACAAGACUAAGCCUGAUAUCAAAGAAACUGAGGGUGAGUGGACGGUAACCGUGGUUACUCAUGAGGAUUCUAAGCCUUCCCACAAUGCCUUGGUGGAGCUGGUGGUUUAUGGGAAGGAUGGCAAGUCUGAUCCCCUCCUACUCAACAAGGAGAGGAAAGAGGAUGGAUGCUUUGAGCCAGGCAAGACAGAGAGCUUUGAUAUCCAAGUGGGCUACAUAGGAGACAUCUACAAGAUUCGGAUCGGAUAUCAUGACAAUGAAUCAUGGGAAGGUUGGCAUCUGAAAGAGGUCCACAUGGAGGACAAGCACACCAAAGAGAAACUGGACUUUGCUUUUGACCGAUGGAUGGACAGAGGUCAAGAUGACCAAGAUAUCUUCAGAGAGCUACCGGUCAAGAGAGAAGACCAGGAACCUCUACCAGUUGAGGUGUACUACAUCUCUGUCCAUACCGGUGACCGAUGGGCGGCCUAUACCGACGCCCCUCUGUGGGUGAUCCUACAUGGGGAGAAUGGAGACACGGGUAAAAGGGUUCUCUACCACUCACAGGAUAAGGAGGACAAAUUCAUUCAGAAUCAGGUGGAUACUUUCAAGGUAGAAGCAGUAUCUUUAGGUGAAGUCACCACGAUGGAGAUAGGCCAUGAUGCAAAGGGUUACGGUGCUGGAAUAUACCUAGAUCAUGUGACGUUGAGAGAAGGGGAGGAAUCAGACACUGCAUACCUCUUCCCUGUUAAUAACUGGCUAGAUGAUCACAUUGGUGAUAAGAAGACACACAGACAACUCAAACCUAUAGGCAAGCAAUCAACCAAAGAAAGCGAUGAGACUCAGGACGAUGCCAAGCCAGAAUCACAGGGUAACUGGACAGUGUUCAUGAAGGUCAGUGAAGAUUCUCCGACCUUGUUCAAAGCCAAUCUGUACCUGACCGUCUAUGAUGGUAUCACCGCAUCAAGACCGCAUCAGAUCGUUCUAGAUGAUGACUUCACUCCAGAACAAGAAAUAGAGAGCUCAAUGAAGAUGGAAGAUAUCAAGAGCAUCUCAAAGAUCAGACUGGAGCAUGAUAACGCAGGAGGAGGACAGCUCAUUUACAUAGAUACAAUCCGUCUGGUAGACAAAGAAACUGGUGAGGAGCUCACAUACAGGUUCGACUGCAGGCUAGGAGAGGAUGAGAAGACUGGUGCAUCAUCAUUAGUUAAGGAGGUUCCUACGUUGAAAGAUGGUCAACAACCAUUACCAGUUGUUGAAUAUGAGGUGAAGACGAAAACCAAAGAAGAGGCAGGAUCUUGGAACAAUGCUAACGUGCACAUCAGGCUGGUGGGUGAUGCAGGGGAUACCGGUGUAAGACAUCUAUGGAAGCCUGACGUAGAGAAUGCCUUUCAACAGGGACAGGAGGAUACCUUCAUCUUAGAAGCAGUAGACGUAGGUGUCCUCCAGAGAGUUCUCCUCUCUCUGGAGUCAGAUGAACAAGAUGAUGCCUGGCUACCAGAGUCCGUCACCGUCUCAGCGACCAACUCGCCCAAGAAGUAUGAGCUUCCCUGCAACAUGUGGAUCGGGAUGACGGCAAAUGCAAGUCAAGAACAAGAGCUGUUGGUGGAUGCUAAUCAAGCACCUGCUGCAAAUGAAGAAGGAGAACCUGGUUCUAAAGGGUCUUGGACGCUCUGGCUCACCCCUGGAUCUGAGGAUGGAAUGGGCUGCAACUCCUUACUUUCCAUGAUGGCCUAUGGGAGCCAAGGAACCAGCAGGAUUCUUCCACUUGAGAAUGGGGUAGAUGUGGGACCAACGAAAGAGGAGGGAGAAGGAGAAAAAUUGAUGUACCCACAGGGAAUAACCAAGAAAUUUGAUAUUGAUCUUGGCGAGAUAGGUUCCAUCUACAAGAUACGACUCUCUCUGGAUGACAAAGACACAACUCAACCACAGCUGUACCUCAAGAAGAUGAAAAUGAAAGAUAAAGACACAAACCGGGAAUUCCAUUUCUUUGUGGACCAAUGGCUGAGAUCGACUCCCAAUGUGGAGAAAGAGAAGAAGGAGGGAGAAGAAGAUGGAAAAGAAGAGAAGAAAGAAGGAGAAGAGGAUGGAAAGUUAGGAAAGAAGGAUGGAGAAGAAGAUGGAAAGGAAGAGAAGAAGGAAGGAGAAGAGGAUGAAAAAGAAGAUAAGAGGAUGGAGGCUUUAUACCUUGAACUGCCAACUAUAAGACCUGAUAUGCCACCCGACCCAGUUGUCAAGUACCAGAUAUCAGUACAGACAGGUGAGCAGGAUGAUGGUGAUACGUCCAGUCAGGCAUACGUGAAGCUGAUCGGUAGCCAUGGCGAUACAGGAAAACGGCAGCUCAUCUGGGAGGAGGAUGUCAAGAAGACCUUUGAGAAAGGAACUGUGAAUACAUUCUACAUUGAGGCUGUUUCCAUUGGAGAAAUAACACAAUGCAUUGUGGGACAUGAGGGCAAAGAACCAGAAUCAGGCUGGUAUGUAGAGAAGGUGAUGGUGAGAGAGAAGAGCUCUGAGUCUAAUCUUGAGGGUCAAACUGACGACAAAAUGUGGUCCUUUACUUGCCAAAGGUGGCUAGCGGUCGAUAAGGAGGAUAACCAGACAGAAGUCUCCCUUGAUGUAGACCCGCCCACUUUACCAGAAGCCCCUCCCUCUGAUGAGGUCACUCCCCCUGACAACGAUGAACCUAGCAACCAGGAGGAGGAACCUGCUGAGGACACACCCAAAGCCGAUGAUGAAGACUCGCCAAAAGAUGAGGAUAAAUCAAAUGAGGAAAAACCAGAGGAGGAGAAAGAGAACAAGGAUGAUGAAGAGAACAAGGAAAAGUAAAGUAUUAAGAGUAAACCGCCAUGGUUUUUGUGUGUGUGAAGUGGGGGUGAAGAAAUUAGCUGUGUACAACAACAGAGGUCCUACAUACAAAAUGACACUGAUGUCUAUUUGUUAUAAGAUACAAAAGAUACAUUGUACACUUAAGACACCCCCUUGAUUAACCAAAGCCGGUUUUAACAUGGCAUUAGCGAAUGCGCCUUGAAUAUAGGAUUCAAUAACCAAAGAUUCAUAGAGAUGAUGUACAUUUUAGCUUCAAUUUACAUCUUUGGGAGAGUACUUGAUAAUGUCAGAUCGUCUGCUUAGAGCAAGAUGGGUUUUAACUGUAUACUUCAACACUUGAUGUGGUCAGAAGUACUUGGAAUCCAAUUUAUAUCAAUCACCAUUUGUGUCGAAAAUCCAGGAAUGCUGGAAUGCUGGAAUUAACUGGUAAUCUUACCCAUAAAUGUAGUCCUGUGCAAAAGAACAACAUUCAAUGUAGAGAAAAAGUUAUAUUUUGCAUGUAUUUGUCCUCCAGUACUAGGCUUCAAGUGCAAAUGGAGAAAAACAAUAUAAGAUUCAGGAAAUGGUAUUCUAAUGCUUUAUGAUAUCAAAUGAGGGAUCAAAUUGCAUGAAAAUAUUUACAUGCAAGUUCGUGUACUGUGCAAUAUGGUAAUGAUAAUCAAGAUCUGAAUAUUUUGAUAAUGAGUUGUGCAUAAUGUGAAUCGUGAUUAAAAUUGACACAUAAAAUGACGAUGCUAGCUAGCUAAUCCACAAACUGUAAUAUGCACUCACUCCUUUCACAGAGUUCAUCUUGUAUAUUUGUUUAAGGUGUAUUAUGUUUGCCUAUAUUAGAUGUGCCUCAGUGUUUGUGGGUUCAAGAGUGAUGGGUGUUUUGAAUUGUACGUUAUGUUGUACAUCUAGAUUUAUUUUGAUUUUAGACGCAAAAGUUUUUUAACAAAUGCCUUAAAGACAAUCAUAACAAGUUGUCUCUACAGUUCACAUGUAAAUACAAGCAAAUUAUUCAUACUAGUAUAUUCUAUGUUUACAUUCACAUGUACUUACAAUGUCAUUUUGUAAAUUUUGAAUUGCAUUAAUAUUGAACAAAAGCAAAAUUAUUUAAUUUGAUAAAUGUAUGUACAAAAAUGUAGAUUUGUAAAGAAAAGAGAUAUAUUUUAGAAUGUGUUGUGGUUAUUUGCUUGAAGUGAUAUACCGGUAUUUGCUUUUUAGAGAUAGCAGUAUUAUGUAUUUGUUGGAGAUAAUGUAAAUGCAAAAUAAUAUAUUUUCAAUUUUAUUUGAUAUUCAUGAUGAACAAGUUGAUAUUUUUUCUUAAGAACAAGGAUUAUGUAUUCACAUUCACGUAUUGCCCAAGCAGACGUUCUUUAAAUUGGUGAGCAAUGAUUUCACUGAACACCUGCAUUUUGAUAGACGACUGAUUCCUCACUUUGCCAAUGCAAUGAUGUAACUUGUACAUGUAUGAAGAUACUCAUGAUGUACAUGAUUUUAAAACAUGUACAAGGUGU
This is a messenger RNA of Strongylocentrotus purpuratus (purple sea urchin), 11024 nucleotides long. RefSeq lists its product as uncharacterized. The coding region runs from base 505 to 9525 and encodes 3006 amino acids. The transcript is spliced from 60 exons. Lineage: Eukaryota; Metazoa; Echinodermata; Echinoidea; Camarodonta; Strongylocentrotidae. Gene Ontology annotation, molecular function: protein binding. Gene Ontology annotation, biological process: intracellular signal transduction. The record is from RefSeq and is a predicted model, not a curated record.